Molecule: messenger RNA, 1235 nt
Organism: Stegostoma tigrinum
Lineage: Eukaryota; Metazoa; Chordata; Chondrichthyes; Orectolobiformes; Stegostomatidae
Product: RLA class II histocompatibility antigen, DP alpha-1 chain-like
Exons: 5
Coding region: 122-865 (247 amino acids)
Biological process (GO): immune response; antigen processing and presentation of exogenous peptide antigen via MHC class II; positive regulation of T cell activation
Cellular component (GO): MHC class II protein complex; membrane
Molecular function (GO): MHC class II protein complex binding
Source: RefSeq, a predicted model, not a curated record
AAACAGUUACACUACAGUGAGUGAGCUAGAAAGCUAACGUCUGGAGACAGAAACAGCGCAAUCCAAGAGGAGCUGGCACUGGGUGAGGACUGUCACAUCUCAUAGAAUCGAGAAGCUCAGAAUGGAAGCGAGGAAUUACUUUUUUGUGUUGGUGCUGGUUUUAAUUCAAGGAGCCUGGGCUGGAAAAUAUCUGUACGAUUAUUCCCAGGUAUAUUUUGUGCAGCAGCGGAAUCCCGAUAAACACUUUGAUCUGGAGGAGGACGGAGAUGAGGUUUUCUACAUGGACUUCAACCUGAAGAAGGAGGUGGCCCGGAUCCCCGCGUUUGCCCAUCUUGGCAUGCAGGGAGGGGAGGCGGGGAUCUCAGCCAAUAUCGCCAUCCUGAAAAACAAUUUGAAUGUUGUCAUGAACCUGUCCGGGGGGACCCCGGAACCGAAAGUUCACCCUGAAGUCUCUGUGUAUUCUGAGGACCUUGUAGAAUGGGGGCAGCUGAACGUAUUGAUCUGUUUCGCUGAUGGAUUCUACCCUCCGCACAUCACCAUGAAGUGGAGAAGGAACAAUGAACCCAUGACUGAUGGAGAUAACAUCACUGAGUUCUAUAUCAAAGAGGAUUUUACAUUUCGUAGAUUUUCAUACCUGAACAUUGUCCCGAGUCCUGGAGAUAUGUACUCCUGUCAUGUCGAACAUUCGAGCCUAAAGGAGCCAGUAACUGUAUUCUGGGAUCAGGGAGUUCCUGAGGAAAAGUCUGGUCCUGGGACGAUAAUCUGUGCUCUGGGACUCACCCUGGGAAUUAUCAGCGCUAUUGUAGGAAUCAUCUUGCUGAUCAAAGAGAGACAGCGGCUGCAAGCUCAGCAACAUGGCAUCUAGGGGUACCUUCAUUACGAUGUGGAAAGAAAAUGCAGAAAGUCACUGACAUCCUAUUGGUGAAACUGCAACAAGUUAGAAAUUAUUUCUUCAUUGGGUUAAAACCACCUUAUGAUGUUAUCGGAUGUAAAUCAUUUGCUCAACAAUGGAAAUCUACAUUCAGAUUUGUAAUAGAUGUUAUUGUCACAAGUACAAUGUCUCUUGUUUCCUAAACUUCAACAUUCAUGUCAUGUCUCAUAAAAAGGCAACUUGUUAAUUUAGUUGUGGAAUCCUGAUUGAUUUAAACAUAAACAGAGUUUCUCAGUUUGAUUUUCAGUGUUCUAUAAAUCCCUUCUCUAUAUUGUAGUUACAAUAAAUACUGUUAAUUUCUUUA